AUGGUAUCUCAACAGCUUCCUUCCACAGCAGACUACAUCAUCGUCGGCGGAGGAACAGCUGGUCUGGUAGUUGCAGCUCGACUGUCUGAGAAUCCAGAUGUUCAUGUUGUGGUUUUGGAAAGUGGUCCUGAUGCCACGGAAGACCCACGUGUACAAAAUCCAGCCUUGUGGCAUGGUUUGAGCGGCUCGGAGCUGGACUGGAAAGUUCAAGUAACCCCACAGCCUGGCUGGGAUAACAGAGACAUCACGCAUGUCUCCGGGAAAGCCAUAGGCGGAUCUUCCUCUGUCAACGGUUUGCUGUAUAUUCCUCCAUCCCCUAAUGGAAUUGAUGCAUGGGCAAAACUUGGAAAUUCUGAGUGGACUUGGGAGUCAUUACAACCAUAUUGGGAGAAGACAAUUGCCGUAACUCCGCCAGAGCACGCGACACAUAUUACAACCACGCCGGAGACCACAUCUGGCACUAUCAAGGUGACAUACCCAGCUCUUGAAAACAAAUCAGGGCUUCCUUUGAUUCAAGCAUGGCACGACACAUUCAAGUCCAAGGGGUACGAUUAUCAGACUGAAAUGAGUUUCGGGCGUAAAGUCAUCGGCACUCGCGACUAUGCAGGCACCGUCGAUCCAGUUUCUGGCCUCCGAAGUGGUGCAGCUAGUGAAUACGGAACAGUAGCCGCCGCCCGCCCAAAUGUCACCAUUGUCACGGAAGCCACGGUCCAGCGCAUCCUUUUUGAAUCAUACGCCCAAGGUCAGGUUGCUACAGGUGCUGAAAUAGUUCAUAAUAAUGAGCUUCAUGUGGUACAUGCGACAAAAGAAAUCAUUAUGGCAGCAGGUGGAUACCAUACACCUAAGAUUCUGGAGCUCUCAGGAAUUGGCAGCCAAGAUAAGUUGGAUGAAUUUAACAUCCCGGUGAUAAUUGAUUUACCGGGCGUUGGCGAGAAUUAUCAAUCGCAUCCAAUGGUCACCUUCCCUUUCUCUCUCAAGCGCGACUCUCAAGCAAUGAGGCCUGCAAUGAUGGCGGUUGCCUUUCCACGGCUUAAUUCAGAGGAGCGAGCCGAACUCCUUUCAAUCUAUGACGGCGACAAAGACAAACACGCUUCAGGGAAAGUUCUUAAAUCACUUUUCGAAAGUCCCGACGAUUCAUCAGCCUUCUAUAUUCUAGGAGUUUUGCCCGGCAAUAUGGCCGUUAUCGCAGUACUAGGAAGCUUCCCGUUCUCUCGGGGUAGCGUCCAUAUUUCCUCCGACGAUCCGUCUCAGCUCCCUGCCGUUGAUGCUGGCAUUGGGCACGAUGCAUUCGAUAUUGAAAUUUUAGCUCGACACUCUCGCAAUCUCUUUAAGAUGACAACCUCGGAGCCGUUGAACUCAUUUUUGCAGAAUAAUGGGGAGCAUCAUGAUCUUGAGACGAUUAAGGACCAAAUAAGGGCUACUGGAUCCGCGGCUCAUCAUGUAUGCGGUACGACUGCUAUGCUUCCACAAGAAGACGGUGGUGUAGUGGACCAAAAUCUCACAGUCUACGGGACGCAAAACCUUCGAGUGGUGGAUGCGAGUAUCUUUCCCAUCAUUCCUCACGCAAACCCGAUUUCCACUGUAUACGCGGUUGCAGAGAGAGCGGCAGACUUAAUUCGAGGAAAUUGA
Penicillium angulare is the source of this 1629-nucleotide messenger RNA. RefSeq names its product GMC family oxidoreductase. The transcript has 2 exons. The coding region runs from base 1 to 1629 and encodes 542 amino acids. Gene Ontology annotation, molecular function: oxidoreductase activity, acting on CH-OH group of donors; flavin adenine dinucleotide binding. NCBI's taxonomy places the organism in Eukaryota, Fungi, Ascomycota, Eurotiomycetes, Eurotiales, Aspergillaceae. The record is from RefSeq and is a predicted model, not a curated record.